Penicillium brevicompactum is the source of this 780-nucleotide messenger RNA. RefSeq lists its product as uncharacterized. NCBI's taxonomy places the organism in Eukaryota, Fungi, Ascomycota, Eurotiomycetes, Eurotiales, Aspergillaceae. The transcript has 2 exons. The record is from RefSeq and is a predicted model, not a curated record. Bases 1 to 780 code for a protein of 259 amino acids.
AUGUCUUUCAUAUCAUUCGGUCUUCUCGUCAUCCUUCUUCAACUCGUCUCGGCUCAAUACUGCUCCUUCUGGAAUACCGGCUGCAUCGACUCCCUCGCUCAAACCGCCGUCCGAUUCGACCUCAACCCUCUUUUCGAGAACCCCGUCACCCUCUACUACAGUUUCGAUGGAAGUCUCUCGGGCAAAGGCGAGGGGCCUAUGACCAAGACGGCAUUCUGGCUUGGUUAUCCCAGCAAAAACGUCAAUAAAAACGCCGUCGAUUCGAAUCGCACGUCCGAAAUCGGUCUCAGAAUCGGUAAUAUGACCGGCACCCCCUCCGGCGCGAACAAUGGAUGUGAUGGCAUUUGGGGCUCGGAUUGUUCUCGUGAUUUCAAGAGUGCAUUGCAGCAUAGCAUGUACGUUCUUGCGAAAUCGGGCGAAUACUACUCCAAACCCCUGGAGGUCGCUCUCAGCCAGAUGCUGAAGAACCCCCCGCAACUUCCUUCGUGUCCGCCUCCAAUUCUUGACGUGGCCUCUAUUCCCGUGCAAGAUUUCGCGAGAGAACACGUUCCCGGUCAGAAUGUUACGCUUAUGCCGCCCGGCUCGGGCGCUUGGCCAUGGCAGGUCUGGUACCUGGAUGGCAUGAGCGCUCACAAGCAGGCCUCCCAGGUAGCCGUUGGCAUCAUCAGUCGGGCGCCUUCUUAUAACAGUGCCCCGCCGGACAGCCCGAAUGACAUUAUGGUCGAUCUUGUCUGUCUUCAGGCUCCUUCGGGUGGAUCUUCCAAAGGCACUCAUGAUUAG